Messenger RNA from Tripterygium wilfordii, 1852 nucleotides. Its product is annotated as cell division control protein 6 homolog B-like. Gene Ontology annotation, molecular function: DNA replication origin binding; ATP hydrolysis activity. NCBI's taxonomy places the organism in Eukaryota, Viridiplantae, Streptophyta, Magnoliopsida, Celastrales, Celastraceae. The record is from RefSeq and is a predicted model, not a curated record. Bases 95 to 1666 code for a protein of 523 amino acids. The transcript is spliced from 16 exons. Gene Ontology annotation, cellular component: nucleus. Gene Ontology annotation, biological process: mitotic DNA replication checkpoint signaling; cell division; DNA replication initiation.
ACUCGAAUCGUGCUUUUCCAUAAACUCUACAAAUUUUCUCUGAAUCGAAAAUUCCAAAUACGCUUCCCGCGCAGAAGCUCUGAGUCUCUAAGAAAUGCCGUCCAUCGCCGUUAUCAAUUCGUCUCCGGUGAAGGAGAGCAGUGCUAUCAAAUCCGAGACUGCCAGAUCCAAAUCUAGCGACGCCACUCCUCAGAAGAGGAGAUUGAGAUCUAAUUCAACUGUGGUACAGGAGAACCAGAUCUCUACUCCGAAGAAAUGGAAAUCUCCUCGCCGUUGUGACAAUUCGAGCCCCAACGGUCCUCCAAAAGAAUUGAAGGUUGAUUUUAGAACAAGUCUCGUUACAACACAGAAUUCACCAGCAAAGAAAGUUUCAACUCCAAUUUUAGAUGUCAAGUCGAAUUGGAAUCCCAGAGACAUGGAUCAAAUGAGUGCCGUCAAAAAGGCACUGCACAUAUCGAUUGCUCCACCAAAUGUUGUGUGCCGUGAAGAUGAGCAGAGAAGAAUUUUGGAGUUCUGCAAGACUUGUAUAGAACGGGAGAAGGCUGGAAGUUUGUACAUAUGUGGCUGCCCAGGGACUGGAAAGUCAUUAUCCAUGGAGAAAGUGAAGCAGCAAGUAGUUGACUGGACACAAGAGGCAAGUUUGCAGUCACCGGAUGUAAUAGCCAUUACUUGUACAUCUCUAACAAACACAAGUGAAAUUUUCAGUAAGAUACUAGGUAAUAACCAAUUAAGAAAGGAAAUAAACUGUUCCACCUCGCCUCUUCAACAUCUCCAGAAUCUGUACUCUCACAAACUGCAGUCAUCUGGCUCGAAAAUGAUGCUAAUUAUUGCUGAUGAGUUGGAUUAUUUAAUCACAAAAGACCGGGCUGUCCUCCAUGAACUGUUCAUGCUUACAACUUUACCGUUCUCUAGAUGUAUACUUAUAGGAAUUGCAAAUGCCAUAGACCUAGCAGAUCGGUUUCUUCCAAGACUCGAUGCUUUAGAAUGUAAACCUUUGAUCGUGACAUUUCGGGCCUAUUCUAAGGAUCAAAUUCUUAGAAUACUUCAAGAGAGGCUCAUGGCAUUUCCUUGCAUUAUUUUUCAACCUCAAGCGCUGGAACUCUGUGCAAGAAAAGUCGCCGCAGUCUCUGGAGAUAUGCGAAGAGCUCUUAGUAUCUGCAGGAGCGCAAUUGAGAUACUUGAAGCAGAACUGAGAGAAACUGCAACCAAGAGGAAUUCAUCAUCAGCAGAGGAGUCCUUUGAUCAACAAACAACUUUAGCUCCUGAAUCCCUUCAACCGCGAGAACAAAGUGUUGUCGGGUUUGACCAUAUGGCUAUUGCCUUGUCAAGGACAUACAGAUCACCGGUAGUGGAAACAAUACAGUCACUUCCUCAACAUCAGCAGAUUAUAGUUUGCUCUGCUGUGAAGUUUUUCCGUGGCAGAAAGAAAGAUACAACUGUGGCAGAGCUUAACAAAUCUUACAUGAACACCUGCAAGUCAGCAUCGAUACCACCAGUUGGAACCAUGGAAUUUUCAAGCAUGUGCAGGGUAUUGAAUGACCAGGGGCUCCUAAAGUUAGGACAGGCUCGUGAAGAUAAGUUGAAAAGAGUAACGCUAAUAGUAGAUGACGCUGACGUCACUUUUGCAAUGCAGGGAAGUAGAUUUUUUCGGAAUUGUCUUCUGUAAUUUUUGGCAUACAAGAACAAGUAACUCCUCCGAUGAGGUUCGACCAUUUGUCGUCAACAAAUAAUGUGAUUUAUCAAGGAAUCAAAUAAAUUGCAAUUUUCACUUUCAAAAAAUAUUUCCUUUACAAAUAUUUUCUUCUUUAUUUUUCUAGCGACUCUUCGAUCAAUACACAAAUAAUUUUGUUCA